AGCCAAAUAGAUGUCCAUUAAGAUAUGCACGUGAAGAGUCAUAAUUAUUGAGCUACGAAACAAAUUUCUUAUAUUGAAUAUUCUAAAUAGAUGUGGUUAGCGUUGAAAACAAUUGACAAUCAACUGUCAAGAGGAGUGGUUGCGUCUUCUUCUUGGCGUUUCGAUUUAAUCAAAAUGCUUUAUUUCAUAAUGGACAGACAAUCAAUCAUGGUUCCCAGACGUGGUAAAAGAAUUACGGCUGGGAAGCCAGCAAAAAACCUAACUUUUAGCGAGUCCUAUCUGCGACAGAGAUCAGUGAAGUCGAAAGUAAAAAAAGUCAGAGAAAUAGGAAUGUGUCCUCCAAAGACGUUGGCCAGAGUAGCUGUUGGUAAACCAAAAAACCAGCCGUUGAAUGCUUUAAUAGUUCAAUUAUCAGCCCACCUGUCAUUUCAUCCAACAGUUUACGGGAACAGUUAA
This is a messenger RNA of Daphnia magna, 456 nucleotides long. RefSeq lists its product as uncharacterized. The record is from RefSeq and is a predicted model, not a curated record. The transcript has 3 exons. NCBI's taxonomy places the organism in Eukaryota, Metazoa, Arthropoda, Branchiopoda, Diplostraca, Daphniidae. The coding region runs from base 91 to 456 and encodes 121 amino acids.